GAGUCUCAGUCUCAGUUUCUUUUAGGUUUGUCCUGACUCGACUCUCUCUCUCUCGCGCGCGCUUGUGAUGACGAUGAUGAUGAUGCGCAAACCGACACGCACGCGGAAUAUUCGCCAAAAGCUCGUUGGCGAGGACGACGACUCGGACGACGCGAACAACGCAGUCCCAACGUCGGCGACUGAGGAGAGUGGAUCACUGCGCCAACAUGAGAACAACGACGACGAGCAGAGCACUGGAGCCAAGCGAUCUGACGACGCCGGGCGGCCCGAUCGAGCCGGACAUGCACGGCACCGGAAUCGCAGCGAGGACAAGGACGGAGACAAGGACGACGAAGACGAGGACGAGGACGAUGGACCAGCGUCGAUCGCAAAGACGACAAGCACUCUGUUCAAGCGGUCGUCAACAGGACUGCGGAUUGCUGCUGCUGGUAGUAGUAGUGGUAGUGGUGGUGGUGGUGGUGCCACCGCCAAUCGCGCUGUCGGCGGGAUGCGAGCUGGAACUGCAACUGCUGCUGGAUUGAUGAGCAGCAGCCAUCAUCCGGUUGCUGCGACGACGAACGCUGCUGCUGCAAAGUCGCUGAUGAGCUUUGCAGAUGACCCAGAUGCCAUGUCGUCCGACGCUGACGAGGAAGAGGCAAGAGUCAGGCGCGCAGCCAAAGAAUCGCUGCGCAAGAGCCAGCACCAUCACCACCACCACCACCAUCACCGUCAUGACCAUUCUGACGAACCGCAGAGUAGUCAAAGCACCAAGUCUCACGAACGCUCGCAUCGCAGCAGAGGUGAGGACAGCGUGCGCGAAGAGGACGCUCCAGCAGUCCAGCGAUCGCUCGCCGACAUCAAGGCCGCAUACGGAAUUGUUGAUACUCCCAACACUCGCCCUCCAGCAAGCAUGCCCAUGCAAAUCGACGAGGACAAUGCGGACGACGGCGUGCUGACGGGCGAGGCUGCGCUCAACUUGGCCGACACACAGGUGCCCGAAUUUGAGCAGCCGUUCGAUGAAGACCGCAUCCCGGACGCCAACCGAAUUGCCGAAGCCAAACUCCGUCGAGAACGUGCAAGGAAGACCGGCGACUAUAUUUCCCUGAGUGAAGGAGCAGGUUUGCAAGAUUCAAGAGCAUCUCUGCCUGCCGCAGAUGAUCCAGCUAUUGGAGAGGAGGGCCACUACGGAGAGUACUCUGGCAACCGGAUAUCGUUCGGAGUCAAAUCAAAACACGCUGAAAAAAUGGAACGAGCCAAAAUCAUUCGGCAGGCAUUGAACGAGGGCAUGGAUGACGAUAACGACGACGACACGAUGGAUACAGCCUCAGCUCGUGGACGCGGCGACGAGGACGACGAGGACGACGAGGUCCGUGCUUGGGAACGCGCACAAAUCCAAAAGGGAGGCGCAGCUCAUGUAUUGGCCCAAGCGACCAAAGCGCAACAAAAGCAGCAGCGGCAACAUGACCAAGCACCAUCCGAUCGUGGUAUUCUCGGCUUCAGACAGCCACCACAGCAUGACUACAUGCCAAACAUUGCUGCGCUGCCCUUGCCGCUGCCCUUUGAAGUGGCACAAGGCAGUAUCAACGAACGACUGACCGACCUUCGCGAUGCGCUCACACAUUACGAGCACAAAAUGGCGCGCGUUCAAGCCGAGCAAACGCAAGUGAAGGGCGUCAUUUCCAAGCUCACCGACGAGAUUGAUGUUGUUUCGGCCCGUCUGUCGUACUUUCAAGGUGUCAAGGAUUAUGUUACGGAUUUGCUCGGGUGUCUGGAUGCGAAGUGGCCACUCAUUCAAGCAGCUGAGGGAUCACUGAAUGAGCUCUUCCAAGCAUUUGGCAGCUUGACAACCGAUGUCAGCGUUGAUGAUGAUGCGCUCGAGGCCCCCGUCCAUCGUAGUCGCUAUGAUGAGCAGCUUGUAUCUGUACUUGGUGCAGCUCAACGGAUAUUUGACGAUGUCCUCGACGACUUUGGCUCGCUCGAGUUUGUCAUUGGCAAAUUUGACGAGCUGCGGCGUCUCUACCCGCAAAUGUACUCUGAGUCGUACGUGAGCUUCUUUCUCCCAAACUUGUUCUCCCCAUACGUCAGCCACGCGCUACUGGCUUGGCACCCGCUGUUGGGAGACGCAGCUGAUAUCACGGCAAUGCCCUGGUUUGGAACCAUUGCAGCUUUCGCUGGGCGCUCGGCGUCUUCCACGGGCGCCGGCGCACUCGAUGCCAAUCCUGACGCCGACCUCUUGCUGCAAUCUAUCGAAAAGUCACUACUUCCACGCAUGCUGGGUGUCUUGAUGCACGUUUGGAAUCCCUUUUCGCUUUGUCAAUCAUCCCGAGCGCUUUCGGUCGUCUCGACGCUCAUCCAGUUGGCAGACAAGUCCUAUUCUUCUGCUAUUACGCAAACUUUCCACACUUGUCUGCGCGACAGCGUCGUGCAGCGGAUUCAAGAGGCGCUCGAGCUGCGCCCAGGCCAUGUCAACUUUCCCUCCCCACAAGCCAAAGCCGCCCUCCUCACAGACUUGGCCAACCCGACCAGUGUUCUGACUGACUGGAUUUCGUUGCUCCCCAAUGCGAGUCGCGAUGUCUCUUGAUUUUGUGAGCGACUGUCAAAACCAGAAACACCGAGAUAAUAUACAUCCGUUCUUAUUCUGCU
Messenger RNA from Capsaspora owczarzaki ATCC 30864, 2622 nucleotides. RefSeq lists its product as hypothetical. Gene Ontology annotation, biological process: mRNA splicing, via spliceosome; spliceosomal complex disassembly. The record is from RefSeq and is a predicted model, not a curated record. Gene Ontology annotation, cellular component: U2-type post-mRNA release spliceosomal complex; nucleus. NCBI's taxonomy places the organism in Eukaryota, Filasterea, Ministeriida, Capsasporidae. Gene Ontology annotation, molecular function: DNA binding. The transcript has 6 exons. The coding region runs from base 68 to 2560 and encodes 830 amino acids.